AUGUCAUCCCUUGUUGACCCCCAGGUGGAUGAACGAAGCAUGGACAGUGAACGCAAAUGGAGCAUGAAACCGCUUUUGCAGAAGGCAGAGCGCCAGCAUAAACGGUUGCCGGGUAUAAGAAAAAUUCCACUCCGUGCAAUUGCUAUCAUUCUGUUUAUUGCAUUUUUGAAUGCUAUCGUUUGGGUUGCAGCCGCGAUUGUUUUGCGUUAUAAUUCAUCGCUUGUUUCUACAGCAGUUCUCGCAUAUACUCUUGGCCUGCGACAUGCGUUUGAUGCUGAUCAUAUUUCUGCUAUCGAUUUGAUGACAAGACGGCUGCUCGCCACUGGCCAAAAGCCAGUGACUGUUGGAACCUUUUUCUCUCUAGGCCACUCGACAAUUGUUAUUAUUACAUCUAUUGUUGUUGCAGCAACUGCUGCCGGCGUGUCCUCCCAUUUUGAUGAUUUCAGCACGAUCGGUGGAAUCAUCGGUAGCUCUGUCAGCGCUGUGUUUCUUAUCUUGCUAGGCAUUAUGAACGGUUAUAUCUUGUACAAGUUGAUCAAGCAAAUGCAAAAGGUUUUCAGUCUGCCUGAAGGCCAAGAAGGUGAAGCUUGGAAGAUCGAAGGCGGCGGGUUUUUAUUCUCGAUUCUCAAGAAAAUGUUUAAACUCAUUGACCGUCCGUGGAAAAUGUAUCCCCUUGGGAUCCUUUUCGGCCUAGGAUUCGACACUUCUUCGGAGAUCGCUCUUCUUGGUAUUUCGUCCAUUGAAGGUGCCAAAGGAACAUCUUUUUGGGUGAUCUUGAUCCUCCCAGCCCUGUUCACAGCUGGAAUGUGUCUUCUCGACACAAUCGAUGGAGCUCUCAUGUUCACGCUCUAUAUUCAACCAUCUGCCAAUUUUCUACCACCAAAGCGGAACAGCGUAUCAUCCGAAGGUUCAACCGAAGUUACAGGUGAUGAACUUCCUCAAUCAGAUGAUAACCAUCGCGACCCUAUCGCAUUUCUAUACUAUUCGAUCGUGCUCACCACACUGACCGUCAUUGUUGCCAUUGUCAUCGGUGUAAUCCAACUGCUCACUAUGAUUUUGAACGUGACCGAUGCUAAGGGUAAAUUCUGGGAUGGUGUCCAAACAGCUGGAGAUUACUAUGAUGUGAUUGGUGGGUCAAUCUGUGGUUUGUUCAUCAUCUUUGGCGGUCUCAGUGUGUUUUUGUACAAGCCAUGGAGAAGAUGGAUGGCGCGCCGACACGGCCAAAGCAUGACAGCAGAUGAGGAAACAGAUCGCGAUGGUCCCGCUAGUCUCACUGAUCAGGCCGGCAAUACUAUUCAUGAGAGUAGCGAUGACACGCAGUAUGCUCAAACCGAGGUAGUUGGGAAAGGAACGUCUUCCCGAGUUGAAGUGAAGGAGACUCGUGAGCGCACAAUUGAGGAGGAGAUUGUUUAG
Penicillium macrosclerotiorum is the source of this 1413-nucleotide messenger RNA. RefSeq names its product HoxN/HupN/NixA family nickel/cobalt transporter. Gene Ontology annotation, molecular function: nickel cation transmembrane transporter activity. The coding region runs from base 1 to 1413 and encodes 470 amino acids. Lineage: Eukaryota; Fungi; Ascomycota; Eurotiomycetes; Eurotiales; Aspergillaceae. Gene Ontology annotation, cellular component: plasma membrane. The transcript has 6 exons. The record is from RefSeq and is a predicted model, not a curated record. Gene Ontology annotation, biological process: nickel cation transmembrane transport.